Talaromyces rugulosus is the source of this 2622-nucleotide messenger RNA. RefSeq lists its product as uncharacterized. Gene Ontology annotation, molecular function: GTPase activator activity. Gene Ontology annotation, biological process: cytoskeleton organization; small GTPase-mediated signal transduction. Gene Ontology annotation, cellular component: plasma membrane; cell division site; division septum. The record is from RefSeq and is a predicted model, not a curated record. The transcript has 5 exons. Bases 1 to 2622 code for a protein of 873 amino acids. NCBI's taxonomy places the organism in Eukaryota, Fungi, Ascomycota, Eurotiomycetes, Eurotiales, Trichocomaceae.
AUGCCUGGUUUCGCCGACUCUUUCUGGACCCCCGACUACGCGUCAGGAUUGGGAGUCUUGUAUACGAAACUCCAACAGGGUGUUGCCGAGAAUAGACAGCUUCUCACUGUCGCCAGUUUGCGAGCUGACGCCGAGGGAGCCUACAGUGCACGGCUCGGUGACAUUGCGCCCUCGGUUGAUCGAAUCAGCACGGGCUUCUCUAGAGAUGAAGGCGCCAGUGUGAAAAAGGCCUAUGAUGGCAUUCGUACUGAGAUGGUCGAGGCUUCCAAGAACCACCAGAAGAUCUCCGCCAACAUUCGGGAACUUGUCGUCACCCCGUUUGGCCGUUGGUGCGACCAGCAUGCCGCUCGUAUCCAAAAUUCCCACGACGAUUUGCAGGCUCGCAUCAAAGAUCACAUGAAACAAACGGAGCUCGUCAAGAAACUCCGUAGCCAGUAUUUCAACAAGUGCCGCCUAGUGGAAGAUUUGGAAGAAGAAAACAAAUUGGCCUUUCAAAGCCCAGAGGCCACGAGCCCGCAAGGCAAGCCAUCGCCCCCCAAGAUCGUCUUCACAGAUCCAGAACCAAACGAACCCGAAUUCUUUGAGAUCGGCGACAGGUCUUAUACCACGGAGGAAAUAACAAAGAUUCUCAGCGAUAUACUCAAUACAAUUAAGAUGGGCGAUGUCAAGGUCCCGAUUCUGGGCACUUACCAGAACAUUUCCUCAGGUGCCGAUAUCGUGGAAUAUUUCCAAAAGAACCUCGGCGCUUCGAGUGUCAGCUACGCCGAACGCAUUGGCCAGGAUAUGGUGGACAUUGGAUUCUUGCGUCUGAUCGGAAACAUGGGCAGCACGUUUGCCAACAGUAGUCGUAUGAACUACCAGUGGAGAUCGAGAGUCUUCCAGCUCACCGGAUUCCCUGAGAACAAAAAGCCGCUUCUUCGUAUGACCUCGGUCAUGUCCAACGACGACAACGCCGGAUCGCCAACUAUCGCCAGUGUAUCUGAAAUGUUUGCAGGCUGGAACCCAUUGAACAACCCUCACCCUGAUGAAACCCCGGCCGAAAAACUCCAUCGUGAAGCCCACGAGUCCGAUGAACGUUACAAAGCUGCCGUCAUCAAGCUGGAUCAAAUUAGAUGUAUGCUAGAAGAAGAGAUUAUUGACCAUCUCCGCUUUAUGGAACGCUGCGAGCUCGACCGUCUCAAGGCUAUUAAGUCGGUAGUCCUCGAUUUUUCCGGGGCGGUUAGCAAUGUCAUUCCUGGCUUGCAAAGCACCGUCGACCACAUGAUGCUAUAUCAGGAAACUAUCCAGCCACUGGGUGACUUGAGGUACAUGCUUGAGAAUUAUCGCACUGGAGGAUUUGUUCCCAAGGUUCAACCGUAUGAAAAUUAUUACGGCUCCGUUGGAGACCAAAUCUUUGGCGUGGAUCUCGAGGCUAGGGCUAGAGCCGACAAGAAGCGCGUGCCGGUUCUCAUUACGAAUAUCUUGACAUUCCUUGACAAUCAUUAUCCUGAUCUUGAAGGCGAUGAGACACGACGAGCAAUCUGGCUUCACGAUGUGCCGCUGGCCGCCACUCACCAUCUACGACAAGCCCUGAACAGCAGUACAGGCGAUCACCGUGCAAUUCUAGACAAAUACGAGAUACCCAUUGUUGCUAGCGUUCUAAAGUUAUACCUUCUGGAGCUUCCUGACUCCCUUGUGUCGUCCCAAGUUUACGAAAUAGUCAAGACGAUUUACUCCACCACUGCCAAUGAAACCACCGAGGAGGGUAGGAUCAAAGUCCUGCAGAGCACACUUGGGCAGCUUCGCCUCAACAAUAUAGCGACCCUUGAUGCUCUGAUGACUCACUUUACUCGGUUGAUUGAGUUGACCUCUGCCGACGAAACCUAUGUUUCCACUCUUGCGCAGGCAUUAUCACCAUGCAUUCUGCGACCCCGAUUCGAGAGUACAUUGACCAUGAAUGAACGCCACAGCUAUCGGUUGAUCCGGGAUCUGUUUGAGCACAAAGAUGCCAUUUUCGGUGAACUGAAAAGACAGUCCAGCGCCAGUGCUUUCGGCGCAGGAGCUGCCGCAGCUCGCCCACGGGCAAUCAGCACUGAUGAAAGCAACCGUCGAGCCGCAAUGGAGGCUCGGAACCGUGCCAUUGCAAGUCGCAGCCGGGCCACCAGCCCUGCUCAUACUACUCGACACCGCCGAGAUCGAUCCACCGAUGGCUCCGCCGGCCGGUUCCCGAUUAACGUCGGCAGCCCUCAAAGUGCGGACCGCAAGGCAAGACAGAGCCUCGACGUGCCAAAUGCUGCUGCUCUACAUGGAGGAGCAGCUGAAGAGGAGCAGCCUGCCAAGCCCGUAGAAACCACCGAGGCCAACGGAGCGACGACAGCCGAGGACGACAAAGCUGAGGCCGAAGUCACCACGCCUGAUGAGCAAGGACCAACUGGCGGCGACCCUGAGGGCUCACCUCCUCCCACCGCCCACGCUGAGUCAGUCGGAAAAAGAGAUUCGCUUAACCGCGGACGCAAUGUUCGCCGUGCAGGCGGUAGCCAUCACGUAAGUGAAAGCACGGACGAGACCGACAGCGCAGCAGCAGCUGAAGCCGAUAUGAAGGGGGUUACUCUGGAAGACAAGCCCAUGGAGGAUUUCGCCUAA